Molecule: messenger RNA, 951 nt
Organism: Plasmodium yoelii
Lineage: Eukaryota; Apicomplexa; Aconoidasida; Haemosporida; Plasmodiidae
Product: PIR protein
Exons: 3
Coding region: 1-951 (316 amino acids)
Source: RefSeq, a predicted model, not a curated record
AUGUCAAUUAAUAAUGUGUGCGAAGAGUUUGAUACUUUUUGGAAGUUUUUUCGCGAUGGGUUGAAAGAAUAUAAAUAUGAUUUUAAUAAUGGAACAUUUAAGAAAUAUUGUCCUAGUAAUAGUUGUGUUGCUGAUACCGAUAUACUUAACGCUGGUUGUUUAUGGUUAUUUAAUCAAUUUUUCGGUAAAGCUGGUAUUUCACUUUAUCAUAAUACUUAUAAGGAUGCGACUGUAUGUGUUAUGAUAUGGUUAAGCUAUAAAUUAAAUCAAAAAACAGAACAUGCGACCACCAAAUUAAGCGAUUUUUAUACUAAUUAUAUACAAAAUAGCACAGAGUACGCUACCCAUAAGCCUAAUGAUGAAACAUAUGACAGUUAUAUUAAAAUUUUAGAUGAAAUAAAGGAAUAUAUGGAUAUUAAUAUUAAUCAUAUGUCUAAAUUUUAUGAAUUGCUUAAAUUAUUAUGUAAUAUGAAUACUGCUUAUAAUGGUAAAAAUAGUAGCAAAAUUUUAGAUUAUGCUAAUAAAUUUGGUGAAGAAUAUGGAAAACUCCUUAAUGAUAAUGAUAAUAAUAUUGACGAUAGUUCAUACAGUAAAGUAUUAAGUGUUUUAUCCAAAUGUUAUGAUAAUUUUGGAGACUACACACUUCUUAAUAAUACACCAAUAAACCGUCCUCCAUUACCAACAAAAAAAACACCCCAACAAGUUAAUCAAGAAGUUCCUAAAGAAAUUAAAACAACUGAAACAUCGAGUGGAUCAGAUAAAUUAGACACUGAAACAACCCUAAGUUCUAACAUUACAUUAUCAGAAUCAUCACUAGUAAAUAAAUUAAUUCCAAUUUUAUCGAUAUUAGUUGCAAUACCAAUGUUCUUGGGAAUUGCUUAUAAGUAUUCGUUAUUUGGAUUUCGGAAACGAUUUCAAAAACAAAAAUUAAGAGAAAAGCUAAAAAAAUAA